CCCGGGGCACUACCGCAGCAAGAGAACAGCCACACACUAACGCAAGACGCCUGGCGCCGCCAUUGGCCCUUUAAAGGCGGAUCCUCACCUCGCAUGCGCGGGCGGGGUGGGCUGGCCCUGCCCGCGGCGAGCCGGGGCGGGUGGUUCCCGCCGCGGCCAGCCAGCGCAGCUCGGUGGUGGCGCGGGGCUUGUCAGGGGCUUGUUAGCCGUUUGGUAGCCGCCGCGUCGAGGCCCGGCCGUCGCUGGGACGGGCGGGGAGCCUGUGCCUGUCAGCCUUCUGGUCUGUGCGUGGUGCCCUGGCUCGGCGAGAAAAUAAAGACCUGGUGGCGAGGCAGACCUGAACCCCGCGUCUUCAUGCGAGCCCCGCUGUGCUUAGGUGACCAGAAAGGCCAACAGCAUCUUGUUUUGCAUCAGGAAUAGUGGGACCAGCAGUUUUAGUGAUGUGAUUGCCUCCCACUGUCCGGUACUGAUGAGGCCACACCUCGAGCAUUGUGUUCAGUUUUGGUCCCCUCGUUACAACAGGGAUAUUGACGUCCUGGAGUGUGUCCGACGAAGAGCCACUGUGUUGGCAAAGGACCUCGAAGGCGAGUCUUAGGAAUGGCUGUGGGAACUGGAGUUACUCAGUCUUAAGAAAGGAGGCUGAGGAGAAACUUAAUUCUCACUGGCAGACUUCUAUGUUUGGCCUGACUCUUCCCUACUGUGCAGAUUGCUGUCCCGUUCAGCAUUACUUCUUUGUUACCAGAUACCCCAAAUGAAUUUUCUUCUAAAGAUUCAAGAUUUAACUUUUUUGAGCAAGAACUACUGCUUGACUGAACUCUAUCUCAACAAUAAUGAACUGACAGAUAUCUCAGGUGCUCUGAAGCACUUAUGUGUAUUACAGAUUCUGUUGCUUCACAACAACCAGUUAAAAUCACUUGACAGAACAGUGAAGGAACUGAAAGGAAUUAGAAGUUUGCAGACUCUAAACCUGUUCCAUAACCCUCUGGUGCAAGACCCAGGCUACCGGCUUCACGUGAUAUACUUCCUUCCUUCAGUACAGCUCCUCGACAGGAAGUCAGUUACACAAAGAGAAAGAGAGUCAGCAUUUCAUGAGUAUAACUUCGAAAGGUCUCGGAUUGUGCAGUCUAUAGCUUUUGGAAAGAGAAUAAAAACACCCCUGGGGACUACAGUGGGAUAUAGCAAACGCACUCAACCAGCCAGAAAACUGAUGAUGCCCUCAGGUAGUAAAUCUGGAAAUCAGACAAAUAAAGUACCACUUGAGAACCUUGAAGAUGCUGUCUUAGCAAGGGCAAUGAAAAGAUCUCUAAUGGAAUUUUCCACUGUUGACUGGAACUCAGUAGCCACCUGUCAAGAACGACGUCUUGAAAGCAAAGCAGAAGAACCCCAUGAGAGGCUGACUGUCCAAUUUAGAUGAGUGCUUUCUUCCCUAAGAAAAAAAUGAAUCCUCUCUCUUGAGUGGAGAUAAGCCUCUUAACUAGGUUAUUAUCUCUGUAGAACACGUGCAUUAAAACAUGCACCUCAUUAAAUGAACUUCCAGCAAAAUGA
This is a messenger RNA of Pogoniulus pusillus (Red-fronted tinkerbird), 1545 nucleotides long. It is a transcript of the gene LRRC72, whose product is annotated as leucine rich repeat containing 72. The record is from RefSeq and is a predicted model, not a curated record. Gene Ontology annotation, molecular function: protein binding. The transcript has 8 exons. The coding region runs from base 752 to 1414 and encodes 220 amino acids. NCBI's taxonomy places the organism in Eukaryota, Metazoa, Chordata, Aves, Piciformes, Lybiidae.